Pungitius pungitius (ninespine stickleback) is the source of this 3493-nucleotide messenger RNA. RefSeq names its product 5-hydroxytryptamine receptor 4. Bases 176 to 1477 code for a protein of 433 amino acids. The transcript is spliced from 7 exons. Gene Ontology annotation, molecular function: G protein-coupled serotonin receptor activity. Gene Ontology annotation, biological process: chemical synaptic transmission; adenylate cyclase-activating adrenergic receptor signaling pathway; regulation of appetite. The record is from RefSeq and is a predicted model, not a curated record. NCBI's taxonomy places the organism in Eukaryota, Metazoa, Chordata, Actinopteri, Perciformes, Gasterosteidae. Gene Ontology annotation, cellular component: plasma membrane.
CGGAUCGGACUCCCGGAGUAAGCGUUGCGGUUUCGCUUUUCUUUUGUCCCUCUUUCCACCCGUGAUAUGGGAGCCGCCGGCACCCAGCGGGGCGCCUGGAUCGGAGGAGGGGAGGCGGGGAGCCCGGCACAGGGCCAGAGCAUAGGGUGAUGAGGACUAUCCUCUCUGACCAGUGAUGGACACAACAUCCCCUCAACAUUUGUUGGAUGACGUAAUACACAGAGAAACGGAGGAACAACAGAAACAGGAGUUUCUUAGCUUGCUGGAGACAAUUGUUCUGAUCCUCUUUCUCUCCGUUAUUAUCAUCAUGACAGUGUUUGGUAACCUGCUGGUCAUGGUGGCACUCUGCAAGGAUAGACAUUUAAGGAAGAAGAAGACCAACUACUUCAUCGUGUCGCUGGCGUUUGCCGACCUGCUGGUGGCGCUGUUGGUGAUGCCCUUCGCUGCGAUCGAGCUGACCACCGGAGAGUGGCGGUACGGAGAGAUCUUCUGUCUGGUCCGGACGUCUCUGGACGUCCUGUUGACCACAGCGUCCAUAUUGCACCUGUGCUGCAUUGCGCUGGACAGGUAUUACGCUAUCUGCUGCCAGCCGCUUGUCUACAGACACAAGAUGACCCCGGUCAGAGUGGCGGGGAUGCUCAGUGGCUGCUGGCUCAUCCCAACAUUCAUCUCCUUUCUACCCAUCAUGCAAAGCUGGAACGCCAUCGGCAUCGAGGACAUUAUUGAGGAGAGACGCUCCUCAGGCGGCUCCAACGACACCAGCUGCGUGUUCCUGGUGAACCGGCCGUACGCCUUGAUCUGCUCCACCGUGGCCUUCUACGUCCCGUUGGCUCUCAUGGUCCUGGCCUACCAGCGCAUCUACGUCACCGCCAUGACCCACGUGCGGCAGAUAGAGACCCUGCAGCGGGCCGGCUCUGCUCCCGUCUUUGGGACCACUCCGGUGGUCACCGUGAGGUCCUCCACUUCCUCUGACCCGUCGGACCACUACCACCUUCGGACGGCAGCGGGCGCGUCCUCCUCGGAGCACGCGCCCGCAGCGAACAGCCGCAUGCGCAUCGAGACCAAGGCGGCGAAGACGCUGGCGGUUAUAAUGGGUUGUUUCUGCCUGUGCUGGGCGCCGUUCUUCAUCACCAACGUGGUGGACCCCUUCAUCCAUUACUCAGUGCCCUGGCAGCUGUGGACAGCCUGGCUGUGGCUCGGGUACAUCAACUCGGGGCUGAACCCUUUCCUGUACGCCUUUCUGAACCGGGCCUUUCGGAGGGCGUUUCUGGUGAUCCUCUGCUGCGGCGAUGAGCGGUACGCGCGGCAGAGGAGCUGCUCCUACGGACACGCCCAAAGGGCGUACUCGGCUGCGUCGGCCAACGGGACGUCAAUGGCCCUGAGAUUGUCAUUCCUUCCCAAUCGGAGCUACAGCGACAACGGGCGGACGAUACUGGCUAACGAGCAGGAGUCCCAGGACUCUCUAGGACCACUUUGAGGAUGUCUGGAAAGAGCUUUGACAGCAUCAGCUGACAUGGAGGACCUUUGAGUCUGCUCACAGAUGAAGAGUUCUUGGCCCGUGUAAUGUCAACAGUCUGCUGUGAUCCGACCUGAGACUGAGACCGGGAUUAUCUCAGCUGGGUAUUCACUCCAUGAUCCAGAAUCCUCAUCAGAUGACUUUUUUUGCUGAUGCUGUCCAUGUUCAGAGGCACUCUUGCAGCCAUCUGAUGUGCAGACAGUCUGAUCUGGUGAACAUGCAACAUUGGUGCAUUCCAAAGGACUUGUUGUAUUGCGUCCAUGGAAUAAAACAUACUCAAUACUUUUUGAGGUUCUUAUUCUAAGUCAGACGUCAUGACCACAGGAUGCGAAGAUGAAGGUGAAGAUGAAGAGGUCAGAGAUCCAGCUUCUGCUUUGAAACCUCUGUUCCUGCACUCCUGCAUAGGUAUAGCAGAGGUACCUGCCAGCUUGUCACCCAGGUGACUGCAAAGCACAUUAGAUUUAAAGUGAAAUUUAUUGUAGAGCACUUAGUAUUAUUGUGUUUCACCAGCGUUGGCAGCACUCUGAAACAGCUGGACGUAAUGUCACAAGUAGAUGUUUCGGGGGGGUUUUACCCUUCAUUUCAUAUUCCAUUUUGAAAAAGAUGUAAACACCAAAGGCCCAGGAUGUGAAAUCCAAAAUUAGGGACUUCAAUCUUGCAGUUUGUGAUGAAAUAAAGCAUCAUGCAAAACUUCUAUCGUUGACCAUUGUCAUCAUGCGGACACUUGGUGCACUUACUUCUGGCUGAACGUUUCAAAUUUGUUGCAUUUUGUUUCAAAACCAGCAGUGAGGUUGUGUUAGUUUGGUGGUGCAGCUCUACAUCGCGGCAGCAAGGGGGAGAGCUUAGCAUUUACUGCAAGGAGCGAUAGAGACAGAGAAGGCUUGUAAAUGAAGGAGACAAUAUUUAAAGGAUAUCAAUAUAUUCUCCAUACAAACACAUACAUGUACUCCAAAACGUUAAAGCUUCAGGAAUCGGAGGAACAAAAACUGCGUGGUAAGACACAUCAUGACACAAAUGUAAAUGCGGAUAUCAAUUACAUGCAGAAAAAGCUCUUCACACAGAAAGGGUUGAUUUGGAUUUUGCUGAUGUUACUGAUGCGACUGUCCACCAAAUGUUUAGUAUCUACAUGCACCAAAGAAUUCUCUUGUUUGGCUCAAUGUGAAAUGUAAACAUAAUGUAAACAACAGCUAAUGGAAGGCAAGGAAUUAUCGUGAAGAUGGAGACCUGUGUUCAUCAAGUAUCUCAAUUAGAUUUAAUCUAUUUUCUAUUAUUUUAUUUUAAAAUGUUAUUACAUUAUAUUUUUCAGAUAAAAAAAACACAUUUUUUCCCCCUUGUCACAAAUGUAUAGACAACAACAACAAAAUGAAAGUAUUAGGAAUCAUCGUUGAGUAUUUUCAGCCACUGAUUUGGUGCUUCAGUGAGUAUUGACAGCAGGGCAGUGUGCAAAGAAUUAUCGCCACUCAAACAGCAUCAGGUGAUUUUGACCACUAGAGGUCAAUAUUCAUGCUCCUUUUAGUUUUAAUCUGGACACUUUUUCUAUAAUCCGUAAUUCUUUUUUGUUGCGCUCCCUGCUGUUUUGUGUUGGGCAUGUUGUUGUUGCACAAUAUCAGGUCGAUAUUGGUAUAAAGUAGUUUUAAAAAGGCCUUUAUCCCGAGCUGACUCUCCUCUGAUGUUUGACGCUUAAUGUCUGUCUAUCACAACAUGAUCAGGAGAGGGACACACGGAGGUGUGAUGCCAACUCAACCGCCUACACCUUGUCAUCACAUUUUCAUUUCUGUUUCUCUCUGCAUGUCUGCCUUACAAAACAGCAGUUGACUAAUCAUAUUUCUUUUUUUAUUUGCAAAGCACAACCUCAGAGUCCAACCUGAACCAGUCCUUGUAUUUCAUCUUUAACAAGUGCAAUGGAGAUGACAAAUAAACAGAGAAUUCGACAAUUACUGGAGUGCAGUGAUUCAUAUAAGCUCUUAUAAAUGUGGA